AUAACUCUGCCACUGGUUCUUCCGGGAGCACAGGGACAGACAUGGCAGCGGUGACCAGACUCCUCUCCGGCUCGCGCUGCCUUCUGGCCAGGUCCAGGGGCGGGAUGUCCGCGGUGCGGCGGCCGCUGAGGGCGGCUGGAGGCUGUCUGUGGACCGGGGCGGCGCGGCUCUUCAGCUCAGAAGACAAAGUUACAGUGAAAUUUAUAAAUCGCGAUGGAGAAACCAUUGUAGCAGAGGGAAAGGUUGGAGAAUCCCUUCUGGACCUUGUUGUAGCCAAAAACUUAGACAUAGAUGGUUUUGGUGCUUGUGAGGGGACGCUGGCCUGUUCUACUUGUCAUCUCAUCUUCGAGGAUCAUAUAUUCCGACAGCUGGAGCCAGUGACCGAUGAGGAGAUGGAUAUGCUGGAUCUCGCCUAUGGACUCACUGAAAUGUCAAGACUGGGCUGCCAAAUCUGCCUCCAGCCGUUCAUGAAUGGCAUGACUGUGAAAGUUCCCGAGGCGGUGGCAGACGUCAGACAAGCGGUGGAUAUGAGCAAGAGUUCUUGAAACCGGCCAAAUGCGAAGCGACUCUUGGCAUUUUUUUUUAUAUUCUAGUUCUUAAUCCAAUGUAAUGAGGUAUCUUCUGCUGUAGGAUAGCAGUUAAAAUUUCUUUUGGAAAUUUGCCUUAAAGUGUAUUUUUGUUAUCUGCACGUCCCGGGGGGGUUGUUUGUCAGGACAAGACUGUCCUCUUCAUAUACAUGAGCUACUUCGAUCGUCCUAUGGGAGGCGCUAUGAGGACACACCACACCUUUUUCUUUGCCACCUCCAUAUAGGAGUUGGCAGUGCUCGAGGAAAUCAAGUGUGUAACAUACCUCAGCCAUGUUCUAGAUGAGCUCCGCUCGCCAGUCGUGAGAACAGAUACUCGAUGCAUCUAUCGUAUUGUCCUCCCCGACAUUUCUAAUACAAAAAAAAUCCAUGUUAACGGAGAUACAUUAAAGUGGUUGUGUGGGAUUACAGUAAAGGGGCUUGUGUAUUUAAUGUAGCUAAGCUGCAAUGCCAAAUACAGCCACUGCUCCUCAGGUGGGGGAUUUAAAUGACUGUGUUGGAUAUUUUGGGUUGAGAAGACAAGAAAAUUGAAAGCCAGAAUGGGAAUAUUUUAUCAAAACCAGGGGGACCGGGCUGCACAGGAUGUUUAUAGUGGAACUACAUUGACCUGUUUCAGGAUGGCCGCGAGUACUUUGAUUUCAGUCACGUCAGGAGCUGUUUUUUUGAUCAAACUAGGCACAACUGGUGAAAAUUCAUGAUGGUUAAUGAAGGACAUUCAUCAUUUUGAGUAAUAUUGGCUGUCAGAAAAUAUAUCUAGCGUUUUCUGUAAGCUCUAGGUCUCACUUUUUAUGUUUUCAGAUGGGCCUUGUAGGAACAAAGCUACCUGGAAACCAUCGAGAAGCAGGCUAACUACUGUUGACAGAUCUAUUUUUUUUCAACCCCUGCACUGGCCAUCUGAAGAGUAGUGCCCGGGUUCAGAGAACCCCUUUUUAAUCCUGAAGCAUCUUUCUGUUGUGUGGCUUUGUUCACUCUGUGCCUUUUUAUUUUAGUUACACUAAAGUUUUGUACUUUCAUGCGCCUCACUCUACUCCAGUGGACUCUUACGGUCUUGAGCGUUACUUCUUUUCCGAGGGUCUUCCAAAAAAUAAGUUAAUCACAGGGUAUCUUAUUGCUGGAACCCUGGUGCCACCACAGGGGCAAUGAAGCCUUACGUUGUCCCCUUUGAUUUCGGAGGCCGUCCAUGUAUUGCACACCACAGGUCAUGCAGGGCGAACCUGACAAACCCUUUACGUCUGUAUGCAGCUCCAGCCUAGCACUCCCUGCACUCAAGGUGAAUAUCAACAUAAUCCUUGCUGACGAUUCGGCCACUAUACAUGAAAUGGGGGGCUUCUUUUCAAAUAAUAAAUGUUUGGUGAGCAUGGAGUAAUUUGAGAAUGUUUUUUAGAAUUGUCAUGCUAUCAAAUAAUUUUCAAUAAAGUACAGUUUUCAGA
Messenger RNA from Bufo gargarizans (Asiatic toad), 2014 nucleotides. RefSeq names its product ferredoxin 1 (gene FDX1). Gene Ontology annotation, biological process: P450-containing electron transport chain; positive regulation of oxidoreductase activity. The transcript is spliced from 4 exons. Gene Ontology annotation, molecular function: 2 iron, 2 sulfur cluster binding. Bases 42 to 545 code for a protein of 167 amino acids. Gene Ontology annotation, cellular component: mitochondrion. NCBI's taxonomy places the organism in Eukaryota, Metazoa, Chordata, Amphibia, Anura, Bufonidae. The record is from RefSeq and is a predicted model, not a curated record.